This is a messenger RNA of Lampris incognitus (smalleye Pacific opah), 638 nucleotides long. It is a transcript of the gene rln3a, whose product is annotated as relaxin 3a. Gene Ontology annotation, molecular function: hormone activity. NCBI's taxonomy places the organism in Eukaryota, Metazoa, Chordata, Actinopteri, Lampriformes, Lampridae. Bases 204 to 638 code for a protein of 144 amino acids. Gene Ontology annotation, cellular component: extracellular region. The record is from RefSeq and is a predicted model, not a curated record. The transcript has 2 exons.
GCUUGCAUGUCUCCCUCCCAGUGCACUGAACCCCUUUAUAAACCACUUCUGGUUCGCCCAAAAUCCCAUUUCUUGCAGACAGGCAGCGAAGGCCACGCAUAACUCACAACAGAAUAACGCAGCAACACAACAGCGUGGUGUGAGAAAAGGAAAAUCUCUUCUCCUUUCAGCCAUCUCUCUCGACUUGUCUUCUCGGGGACACUAUGUGGAAAGCGGUGACCCUGGCUUUGUGUCUGCUGGUGGCAAGGGUCGAGGCCAUGGAGGGCCCAACAUACGGGGUGAAGCUCUGCGGCCGCGAGUUUAUCCGGGCGGUCAUCUUCACCUGCGGAGGCUCCCGCUGGAGACGGUCGCUCAGGAGCGCAGACGAGCUCUCACAAGACCCGUUUGACAAGGAGUCGUCGGAGCGCUGGGGUCAAGACGCCGCGCUGGAGAGCUUCUUUCAGCAAACCAGUGACCUUGAUCCCCGCGGCCUCGCCGGAGACGGCGUGUUCAGAAGGCCCGCCCGCUCCUUCAUCUCCGAGGAGAUCCUGGAAGCUCUGCGCAAGGCCGACCGCAAGGGCCGCGACGUGGUGGUGGGUCUGUCGAACGCCUGCUGCAAGUGGGGCUGCAGCAAGAGCGAGAUCAGCUCCCUGUGCUGA